AUGGUAGCAAAAGUUGGUGUAAAGACAGUUCAUUAUGGUACAGUAAUCACUCCAUGUGUUGUCAAAGAUAUCCUUGGAGCUUUGCCGAAAAAAGAAUUCCUUGCUUCUCGUCCAUCAUCAUUGGAUACCCAGCAGAAAUUACCAUAUCUUAAAACCAAUCAAUUUAUAGAAAACAUAGCAAAUUUGGAGGAUGGUCGCUAUCCAUCAGUCUCAACCGUUCUAGGAUGCACAACUUCACAGCAUUUACUUUAUCGAUGGCAAUUGAAAAUGAUCAAACAGUUGGGUGGUUUAGGUGCUUUCAAGAGAUAUAUGAGAGUUCGCUUGCAGUCAGGCACACAGUACCACAGUUGCAUACAAAGAAUUUUGGAGGAAUUUCGAAAGCGCGGAAGUUUUCCCGAUGAUGUUGCUGAGCAAAUGACUUCCGAAGUCGAUAGCUCUAUUGCGAGCUAUUUAAAUAGUGUACUUCCUGUUUUGCGCACGCUUGAUAGCAAAAAUAUGAAACUGGAAAGACCUACGAGCCAUCACGGUCUUUGCUAUAGCGGACGAUUCGAUGCUGCUGUUACCUACAAAGAUGCUUUGUUUUUGAUGGAUUGGAAAACAGCUUCACCAGGUUCAACGAAAGAUGCGUGCACGGGGAUUGAGAAAAUGUACAAUGACCCAUUGCAAGUAGCCGCAUAUAUUGGUGCCGUUAAUUCAGAUCCAAAUUUCAAAAUGUUACCAGAAAUUCGUUGCGGCGCAAUUGUUGUAGCAAAAGAAAAUGGUUCGAUAGCAGAUGUUGUGGAAAUGAAUUCAUCCCAUCUAGAAAUUUAUUGGAAUAAAUGGUUAAAUUGUGUUUGGCAAUUCUGGACGAAAAUGGAAACGCUUUCUGCUGUAAAUAAUGUAAUUUCAUUUGUAUGGGACCGUGAAGAAAAAGGUUGA
This is a messenger RNA of Cercopithifilaria johnstoni, 918 nucleotides long. The record is from the annotation of a GenBank genome assembly. NCBI's taxonomy places the organism in Eukaryota, Metazoa, Nematoda, Chromadorea, Rhabditida, Onchocercidae.